Messenger RNA from Pollicipes pollicipes, 1731 nucleotides. RefSeq lists its product as uncharacterized. Lineage: Eukaryota; Metazoa; Arthropoda; Thecostraca; Pollicipedomorpha; Pollicipedidae. The transcript is spliced from 6 exons. Gene Ontology annotation, molecular function: sulfotransferase activity. The record is from RefSeq and is a predicted model, not a curated record. The coding region runs from base 208 to 1731 and encodes 507 amino acids.
CAGUCAGAAGAUAGCGCGCGUGGUGGGAGCAGCGCGGAAAAAGAGCGAGCCGGUACUUUUUGCGGGGGAAGGUGUUGUGAUAACGCGUCGGUGACGCGGCGGUGAUGUAAUGCAGUGCCGUAAAAACGGAGGAUCAAGCCGUCAUAGUCGACAUGUGUAGUUGUUUUGAUCGUGUGUGAAAAUCGUGGCGUCCAGCGUGGUGGCGACAUGUGGCCCUCAAGACAUUGGUCACGGGAGGUGCGGAAGAAGGCUCUGCUGGCUGUUCUGUGCUGCUGUGCUCUCCUGGGCAUCUUGUACUUGCGCUCUGCGGUCUCCCCGAAAGAGGAGCAGAGCCACUGGAGGCAGCGGAAGGUUGAGUCGAUGAGGUCGCGGCUGGAACCGGUGGCGGCGAGUCGGAGCACAGGACCCAGUAAUGAUGGCGCAUUCUCAGAGAGCGCUGCAUUAAACUCCGACACGUCUGGUGGUGACCUUUUGAAGGUCAAGCUGCAAGAUUCCACCGUCAGAUGGCCCUGGGAAAAUGUGGAGGGCUGCAGUCAUUAUGGCAUCAGGUUCGCUGAGCGGGGCAGCUUGCCCGUGGUGGCCCUCACCAGCUACCCAGGUUCAGGCAACACCUGGACCCGCUACCUGCUGGAGAUGGCCUCCGGUGUGUUCACCGGCAGCGUCUACUACGACAUCGGCCUGUACGGGAUCGGCUACUGGGGAGAGAUGUCAGCCCCGGAAGAUGGCACCACCAUCGUACAAAAGGUUCACGACUUUGGCGACGACCAGUCGCAGCGCUUCAACCGCACAGCCAUAGUCAUCGUGCGCAAUCCGUACCGCGCCAUCCUCUCCUUCCACAACUACCUGUUCGGCGGGCACAAGGGCAUGGCACCGUCCUCCAAUUACCUGAAGAAAGGCUGGCGCUCGUUCGUGAUGAAGCAGGUGUUCGAGUGGAGUGCCCACAUGCAACAGUGGACGGACCCCGCUAACCGCGUGCUGGUGGUGCACUACGAGCACCUCAAGACGGACCCAGCCGGGCAGCUGCGGCGCAUGCUGCACUUCCUGAAGUGGCCCGUCGACGAGGGGCGCCUUCGCUGCGUGCAGAUGGACCAGUCGGGCCAGGUGCGCCGGCACCAGCAGCACCGGCCGCGGGCCGUCACGCCCUUCCCCGCCGAGCUGCGCAAGGCCAUUGACCUCAGCAUCCGCACUGCGCAGAGGAAUCUGCGCCGGCGCCAGCUGGUGGUGGCGCCGCUCGACCAAUACGAGUUCUUCAACGGCAGCCAGCUACGCUCCGAGGUGCUGGAGGACUGCCAGGAGGACGAGGCGCUAGACGCGUGCCUCUACCGCAUCGACCGCUUGAACUUCCGCUACAACGUGAAGUCAUUCUUCGAGAAGAUCCACCGCCACGUGAAGGCGCUGCCGUUGGGCGGCCUUAUGGGCGCAGUGGGCUGGCUGGGCUCGCUCAGGGGGGCGAACGCGACGCAGGCGUUGCCGACCAACGGGACUGAGGUGCUGACGCCCGAGGAGGAGGCGCUGGUGGAGCGGGCGAUGCGGCGCGUGGAGGCGAGCCGUGGCGAGGCGACGCCGGCCGGGGACGCAGUGCUGGACAGGUUCAGCAGCCUGCUGAGGUCGGGAGGGCGGCCGGAGUCGGGGGAAGACGAUGCCGACGCGCUGCGGCAUCAGGCGGGGACUGGGGUAGGCAGUAAUGUGGACGAUGAACAAGGUGACCGACCAGGUGUUGUGGUGUCCUAG